This is a messenger RNA of Chinchilla lanigera (long-tailed chinchilla), 2733 nucleotides long. RefSeq names its product fibrinogen alpha chain (gene Fga). The coding region runs from base 76 to 2529 and encodes 817 amino acids. The record is from RefSeq and is a predicted model, not a curated record. Lineage: Eukaryota; Metazoa; Chordata; Mammalia; Rodentia; Chinchillidae. The transcript has 6 exons. Gene Ontology annotation, molecular function: signaling receptor binding; extracellular matrix structural constituent. Gene Ontology annotation, biological process: protein polymerization; platelet activation; positive regulation of peptide hormone secretion. Gene Ontology annotation, cellular component: fibrinogen complex.
UGGGAGCUGCGGGGACAGGCAGUGCCUUCUUUCAGCUGGCGUGCUCCUCAGGAGCCAGCCCCAGCCUCGGAAAAAAUGCUUUCCCUGAGGAUCCUCUGCCUGGUUCUGAGCGUGGUCAGCACAGUAUGGACUGCAGAUACUGGUGGAGAGUUUUUAGCAGAAGGAGGAGGCGUGCGCGGCCCAAGACUUGUGGAGAAACAGCAUUCGGCCUGCAAAGAAACUGACUGGCCCUUCUGUUCUGAUGAAGACUGGGGAUACAAAUGCCCUUCAGGAUGCAGGAUGAAAGGAUUGAUUGAUGAAGUCAAUCAAGAUUUUACAAACAGAAUAAAUAAGCUGAAAAACUCACUGUUUGAUUAUCAAAAGAACAAUAAAGAUUCUCAUACAUAUAGGAAUAUAAUGGAGAUUUUGAGAGGGGAUUUUGCCAAAGCCAAUAACAAUGAUAAUACGUAUAACCAAGUGUCAGAAGAUCUGAGAAGCAGAAUUGAGACCCUGAGGCGCAAAGUCAUUGAGAAAGCGCAGCAAAUCCAGCUUCUGCAGAACAAUGUCAGGGCACAGCUGAUAGACAUGAAGCGCCUGGAGGUGGACAUUGAUAUCAAGAUCCGCUCUUGCAAGGGGUCCUGCAGCAGGGCUUUGUCCCGGGAGGUAAAUCUGAGGGAUUACGAAGAGCAACAGAAGCAACUUGAGCAGGUCAUGGCCAAGCAGCUACUUCCCCCCAGAGACAGGCAGUUCUUACCGCUCCUCAAAAUGAAACCGUCAGACUUGGUUCCUGUCCAUUUCAAGAGCCAGCUUCAGAAGGCCCCUCCGGAGUGGAGGGCGUUGUCAGAGAUGCAGCAGAUGAGAAUGGAGUUAGAGCGGCCUGGGAGGGAGGGGAGCGCCAGCGCCCGAGGAGACUCUGCCUCUUAUGGGACAGGACCAGAGGCUGAAAGUCCCAGGAACCCCAGGCCCGGUGGCGCUGCACAGCGGACUCCCGGGAGCUCUGGACCCGGAGGUGAUGGAAACCCUGCUGCUGGCGGCGCUGGGUACCGGAACCCUGGGAGCUCUGUGCCUACUUACAGUGGCACUAGGAACCCAGGAAGCUCUGCAACUGGAAGCUUUAAACCAGAUAGCUCGGGCUAUGGUGGCAGCAGGCCUGCUAACCCAGACUGGGGUGAAUUUGAAGAAGUGUCGGGAAGUGUAAGUUCAGGAACAAGGAAGGAGUAUCACACAGACAAGCUGGUCACUUCUAAAGGAGAGAAGGAGCUCCUGAUCGGGAAAGAGGCCACCUCUACCGGCACGACCACUUCGCGACAUUCGUGCUCUAAAACCAUCACCAAGACAGUGAUUGGUCCUGAUGGUCGCAAACAGGUGACCAAAGAAGUGGUGAACUCUGAAGAUCCCGCCGACUGCGCAGGGGGCCCAGACUUAGACAUGCUACACGGCUUUAGUACCCAUGGCAGCCUGGAUGAACUUGCCCUGAGGCACCCUGGUGAAGCUUCUUUCUUUGAUACAUCUGCGAGUGGAAAAGUGACGUCAUUCUCAAGCUUACCCUCCACUUCCUUCAAAGAGUUCGGCAGUAAGACCCAUUCUAUGGGCACAGAAUCAUCCUUCUUCACGGGGGACGCUGACACUCAUACCUUUGGGGUCCCUGAAUACUCCACCAGUGGUGGUACCACUCACAGGAAACAAGUAGCAAGUAGCAGCACAACUUACAGUAAAGGAGGCUCCACAUUUGAAAGCAAGAGCUUUAAAAUGGCAGAUGAAGCUGGAAGUGAAAUCGACUACGAUGAUGCGGGGGAGGAGCACAGCGUCAAGAGAGGCUAUGUGAAAGCUCGUCCUUCUAGAGACUGUGAUGAUGUCCUCCAAACACAUCCUUCAGGUGCCCAGAGUGGCAUUUUCAAUAUCAAGCCACCAGGAUCCAGUAAGAUUUUUUCUGUUUAUUGUGAUCAAGAGACCAGUGUGGGAGGAUGGCUUUUGAUCCAGCAAAGAAUGGAUGGAUCACUGAAUUUUAACCGGACCUGGCAAGACUACAAGAGAGGUUUCGGCAGCCUGAAUGACAAAGGAGAAGGAGAAUUCUGGCUAGGCAACGACCACCUGCACUUACUCACGCGGAAGGGCUCGGUCCUCAGGGUUGAGUUAGAGGACUGGGCUGGGAAGGCGGCCUUUGCAGAGUAUAGCCUUUGGGUGGGCUCUGAGGCAGAAGGCUAUGCCAUGGAGGUCUCCUCCUACCAGGGCAGUGCUGGUGAUGCCCUGGUUGAGGGUUCUGUGGAGGAGGGGGCGGAGUAUACUUCUCACAAUGGCAUGCAGUUCAGUACCUUUGACAAGGACGCAGACCAGUGGGAAGAGAAUUGUGCCGAAAUCUAUGGGGGAGGCUGGUGGUACAACAACUGCCAGGCAGCCAACCUCAAUGGCAUCUACUAUUCCGGGGGAACCUACGACCCCAGGGACAACAGCCCCUAUGAGAUCGAGAAUGGGGUGGUCUGGGGUCCCUUUAGAGGAGCAGACUACUCCCUCAGGGUUGUUCGCAUGAAAAUAAGGCCAAUGGCAACUUGACGGGGGAGGAGGACGGUGGGGGAGAUUCUGUUUCCAUCCUUUAGCAAAAUGGAGAGAAAAUGAAGAUUCAAGAGUCAAGAUUCUUUACAAACUAUUGAAAAAUUUCCAGGUGCUAUUUUAUUACUGUUUGUACUGUAGCUAAUUGGAACUGAGAUAGAUCAGUGCUUUGAAAAAUAAAGUAUGCAAAUAUUUUUUAUCUUUAAA